This is a messenger RNA of Pseudovirgaria hyperparasitica, 2324 nucleotides long. RefSeq lists its product as uncharacterized. The coding region runs from base 234 to 2189 and encodes 651 amino acids. The transcript has 4 exons. NCBI's taxonomy places the organism in Eukaryota, Fungi, Ascomycota, Dothideomycetes, Acrospermales, Acrospermaceae. The record is from RefSeq and is a predicted model, not a curated record.
CGGUGUCAUUGCUGCUAUUCAAUACUACUACUCACUAAUGAAACCUGUGCUCGUAUUCAGAUCCAGCUGGCGUGGUGGAGUGGAGGUGGUAGAUAGAUAGGAUAUAAAAGGACAUUGGGUACACUCGGUGAUACGCGAACGGAUGGAUGGAUAGCAUCACGUUGUCUGCGUAGUGAUUUCCUUUUGACUUGCCUUUAUUAUCCUGAGUAUUUGCGACCUAGUCCUCGUAAAAUAUGGCAAACUGGCGAAAGCGCGCAUCGCUCAAACGAGCAAGCGACCUCCAGAAACGACGUAAACACACCAUCGUGCCAUGGCUUGAAUCCCCACUCGUCGGCGCCGACGUCGAGGAGCUGGUAUUCGCACAGCGGCAUGAAGCAAAUACAAUUGAGUUGUUCUUUGACCUCUUCUUCGCUGCCAAUCUCGCGACGUUUACGGCGUAUCACUCUGUCACGGACGCAAAGGGCGUGUGGCCAUAUAUUGGCUUCUUCGCCAUCUUAUGGGCGACGUGGUUCCAGAUCACCCUGCACGACGUGCGGUUUGCACGGGAUAGUGUGUACGAGCGCGCGUGCAAGACGGUACAGAUGGUGUGCUUUGUCGGCUUUGCGUUGGUCGGGAGUAAAUUUAGUCCGAGUCGAGACGCGAAGAGCAAUACGAACUUCCGCAUCCUCUGCUACACCCUCGUCGUCUCCCGCGCCCUGCUCGUCCUGCAAUACCUCGUCGUCCUCGCCUGCACGUACGCUCGCAAAGGCUACAGCAAGCUCUACCUCCCCCUCGCGCUCAACACGCUCGUAUACCUCGUCGCCGCCGCCAUCUUCGGCGCCAUGACGCCCGCCUUCGCCGAGUCCGCGCAGACACACCGCGGCAUCUACGCGCUGUGGUGGGCCGUCAUGGCGGCCGAAGGCGCGCUGACCAUUGCCAUCUCCUCGCGGUGGCGCAUGCUCAGCUUCAAGAAGACGCAUCUCGUUGAGCGGAUGGGACUGCUGACGCUGAUUGUGAUUGGUGAGGGCGCUAUCGGCGUAACGAAGACGAUUGCGAGCAUGAUGGGCAAGUAUGGACUGGAGCCGGAUGGGAGUGGGCAGACGCUGUGCUAUAUCCUGGUUUUGGUACUGGUCUGGAUGCUGUACUUUGAUACGCAUCCGCAUCGGCAUUUCGGCACGAUUAGGCAGCAGAUCUGGUCGACGCUGCACUUUGUUCAUCAUUUGUGUAUUGUGGGUGUUGUCGAGGGUAGUCGGCAGAUGGCGCUGGCGCAUCACACGCUCUUGAACACGGAGAAAGUGGAUAAGUUGCUGUGGGAUGCGUGCGGCGUGGCGAACUUGGACGGUGAGGAGCUGGUAAGUUAUCUUGUGACCGGGCUGGAGUAUUUCCAGUUCGACACCAAGGUCGAAAGCGAUCGGUAUAUCAGUCUAAUCAACAAUGACCUCUGGGCCAUCGGCAACAGCACCGGAAUCUGCGACCCCCUGAAUCUCGCAGAAGUCACUGCACCGCCCUAUCCGGUCGAGUUCUGGCAGCUGGCAUAUGACACAAUCGGCGCGUUGUACGCAUCGCUGGGCAUGAAGUUGCCGUUAGACCAGACAGGCUUCGAUCUCGCACUGUCGAGCUGGCGGGCCGUGUACAUAUAUUUCUGGACCGCGCUGCUCUUCCUGCUCUUCAAAUCGCUCAUCUUCCUCGUUCUGAUCCGACGGAACAAGAUCGACAUGUUCGACUAUGCAUCCAUUGGCAUUCGCGCUGUGGGCAUGAUGGUGUGCGUCGGGUUCCUGGGCGCGCUCGCCAAGGACGACGUUCUGAUCAAUCUUAUCAAGACGCCUGCGAUUCUGCCCUCUGUCGUCGCGCUGCUGCUGAUCAUCCUGCUAUGCGACCACUUUGCGCGCGUUGCGGCGAAUUGGCGGCUGAAGAAAUCGGGUCAGCCGUUCGAUGAGGACAAGGAUGAGGGUCAUCAUGGGCAUGGAGAGCAGCGUGAGCAUGUCGAAAAUCAUGGACACGACGGCAAAGAAGUGGUGCGGCCCAGUGUGAUGCCGCUGCAGGGUACAGACGCAUCGUAUAGUAGUUCGUAUACGGGUUACAAUCCUAUGCCGGCGAUGCAUAUGAAUUCGGACAGCUCGCUAUACUCUGGCCUUCCGACGCCAUAUUCUUCACCAGUACAAGGGCAUGUAGCGGUACAGUAUGUGCCAGUCGCACAAUUGGGGCAUUGAUUAGAGUUAGGGAGUGAUGUUGAGACACGUGAUAUUGACUUAAGUAGAGUUUUCAUGAAAUGGGCAUCUAUAUUGUCAAAACAGAUUGUUACACUAAACAUGUAACAUAAUGCAAACAAAAGUGGUAUCGUGCCG